Messenger RNA from Penicillium nucicola, 864 nucleotides. RefSeq names its product chromatin modification-related protein EAF6/MEAF6. Lineage: Eukaryota; Fungi; Ascomycota; Eurotiomycetes; Eurotiales; Aspergillaceae. The coding region runs from base 1 to 864 and encodes 287 amino acids. The transcript is spliced from 2 exons. The record is from RefSeq and is a predicted model, not a curated record. Gene Ontology annotation, cellular component: NuA4 histone acetyltransferase complex.
AUGGCAGACACAGCUCCAGCUCCAGCGGCCACGCCCGCGACAACCGGAGCUCAAGCAACUACAGCCGGCGCAGCAGCCAGCGCACCGAAUGCGCCCGCCGACGCAAACGCAACCAGUCGCGGACUCCCCUACUACGAGAAACUGCGCCGAGAAUUGCGGGACACAUUGCAGAAGAAGCGGUUGAUGGACAAGAGCAUGGUGAGUGGUGACGACUCCGUCGCGCGUCUCCAGGUUGGGAUGGGGUUCGUUCUGCGCGAACAACAUCACCUCGUGCACGAGCUUCUUCCCCUCGCUGCGAAUCCUUCACUGUUGACAGGAUAUCACAAGUUGUCUUUCAUUGGAAUAUACUCUGCUAACACACCCUCUUCCCAGGCCCAACUCGAAGACCAAAUCUACCGCUUUGAACAAUCCUACCUGGAAGAAACAACUGCCGGAAACAUCAUCAGAGGCUUCGACAAUUACAUCAAGGGCUCAGCGAGCGGAUCAAGUCUCGGCGCGUCGGGUCUCGGUCUCGGUGGUGGCGUAGCCGGCUCACGGCGUAAAGCCCAAGUCACAGACUCGGAUCGAGUUUUCUCGCGCAGUUCAGCGAGUUACAUGAUGGACUCGCCCGGCCCGUCAUCCGCUCAAACAACACCCUCUCAUGCUGCAACACCGACAUCUACGACUGGGUCAUUCGGUCGGAAUAACGAGGCACUUGCAAUGUCUGCCUCUGCCGGUGGCAUGAAGGUCUCCAAUGGUGCGUCGAAGAAUAAGAAGAAGGUGACGGGUGGAUCGAAGAAUACCAAGGGCAAGGCUCAGGAUGAGUACUCUGAUGAGGAUAAACCUUCUGUGAAAAGGUUAAAGAUCAGCUAUGGACGGGACUGA